AACAGUCUCAAUCUCAGUGUAUUUUCCCUCCAGUUCUUUCCUCAAUUUUCCCUCCAAAAAUUCUGCCCCUCUUUCUUUCUCUCUCAUUCCCUCAUCUUUUGAAACCCUAAUCCUCUCUCUCUCUCUCUCUGCUUCCUCCCUCUCCUUUGUUUGUUCUUAUUUCCACUCUACCAAUACUUACUUGUUAGCCUUAGCAGUUAGCCCCCAAUUUUCUUUUUUACACUGUCUCCUUUUUCUUUAUUUAUCUGUAAAAAGUCUUCGCUUUUUAGGUAUUUAACCUAGAUUUGUAAUCGCUGAUGAGUUUGGAAGUGAAAUAAAAAAUGGGCCCUCUUGGAAGCGACAAUGGCGAUAUUAAACCCUCUGAAAUGAACCCAAGCUCGGAUUUUUCAUAUUCCGAUACUCAGCCCUUCGAAUUUGAUUCCCAAUAUUCAUUUUUGGGUGAUAAAGCUGAUAACGAGGAUAGUGAUGAAUUAGACUAUCUACAAAGUACAGUUCCUUUUGACGAUUAUAAUGUUCAGGUCGAGGAUGGAUUGGAGACCCAGGCUCUCAAUCUUGGGGGGGAAACUCAAGUGUUGAACUUCGAUGGUGAAACACAGGUUUUGGAUGAUUUAGAUUGCUUUGAGAAUAUGGAGACUCAAUUGUUGGAUGAAUUCAAUGAUGCAAUUGCUGCGGAUAGUGACAGUGAAGGAAUGGAAGGGACUGAGAUAUUAGACCAAGGUGAUGAGGUCUCAAAUGAUGAGAUAGUAACAGGAGACUGCGGCCAAUUCUUGUUCCAGAAGAAGGAAUCUUUGGAGCAACAUAAUGCUUCUACCAAUGAACAAAUGAAUUCAGGGAUCCAUGGUUCUACAACAACACCGGAUGUCAGAGCUGUGCCGGAAUCAAAAUCCAGAUCUGUAAGGUUUACUUCAGUUCGUGCAGCAGCCUUGCGUGCCUCUGGUCUUGCAGCUCGUAAAGCAGCAUUACGGGGAAUGAAUGGCAAGUCUUGUUUCAUCCAGACUGAUUGUCAGUUUUCAGACCAGUGCACAAUUAAAAGUGAUGGUUCAAAUCCUAAUGUUGUGGAGAAGAUGAAUCAGGCACAACAUCUGGUUAAUCGUGAAGAGAACUCAAUUGGUUUAAGGCAUGGAACCAAUUGCAGGGUUGGUUGUUCAACUGUGAGAAAACUUUUUGCCGAAAGGUCUUCUUGCAGAAGUGAAAAUGUGGAUGCAAGAGAUGACGUGCUUCAGUUUCCUGCAAGUGAUGGUCAGUUAGCAGGUUUAAGCUAUAUUGACUCUGAAGAACCUGGGGAGUUAUCACAAUCUAAUGCACUUAAUUUUGUGGAAAGGUUUGUAAAUGAUAAGAUGACAGAGCUUGAUGAUCAAGUUGACCUAGGAAAGAGUACUGGGAGAAAAUCACUUAUUUCAUGUGCGAUAAUAGGGCCACAAAGUUUGGCCAAGAAAACAGUUGAAAGGACGGCUGUUGAAACACAGAUUUUUGAUUGGGAUGAUGCUUUGGAGGAUGAAGGAGGGGGUGAUAUUUAUUGUAGAAGGAAGGAAGAAUUCUAUGGUGAUGGAAGCCACGCACGGAAAAAUUCUAACCAUGCCCAUAAGCCUAAAGGAGGUAAACUCAAUGAAUCUUGCAAUGUAGACCAACCAAAUGCCCACGAUAAAGAGAUAGUUGAUUCUGAUUCAAAAUCAUUGUUGUGCAAGUCAAAAGAUAAUGGCAAGCCAGUGGGAGAAGGUCAACUGGAUUUUAGGAAGAAUCUUUUGAAUGAGUUUGAUGAACAGUGUAACUCAGAUUCCUCUAGAGGACAAUUGGAAGCUGCUGCUGCUGAACUAAAUGUAGGUUUCGACACUCAGAUGGCUGCUGAAGCUAUGGAAGCAUUAUUUUAUGGGGACAUGGCUACUGACGUGAAUGGUAAUCAAGGUUUCCCAGGCAUAUCAAAGGGUUCCUCAAAAGUUUUGUGUAGAGGAAAAUGCAGGAAGAGAAUUUCUUCUAGAGAAUGCAUAUUGAGAAAGGGUGUUUAUUGUUAUGGUGCUGCUCCAGUUACUAGGCAAUCCAAGAGAACUCGAGAGUCUUCGGUUUUGCCGAAUAUAAGUUCAAAAAAUGUCCGGAAGGAGUGUGAUACUGAUCUACUUCUACCGAAAACAAAGAAAGCGAAAUCAAAUAAUGAUAAGAACCAAAACAAUGGUGGCAUUAAUAUGACCAAGAUGCCCUCAAAGAGUAUCAAGAAAAGAAAGGCAGGUGGAGCUUUGACGAGGAGUCAACUUCAUGGCACUGGAAGGUCAACUAUGAGCAGCUCAAUUAAGAAACGGCAUCUUGAGGAGGUUUGUACUGUUACACCCAUUGCUCAUCGGACGAGGCAAUCCUUGGUCAUGAAUGCACAAAUAGCUGAGGCUUCAGCCAGUGAUUGUAGAAAAGGUAAAAAACUUGAAAAAGAGGUUGGUUUACUUCAAGAGAAUAGAACCAGGAGUAUAGAUGUUACAGAUGUUGAGUUAUCUUUAGCGUCAAAUGCCGAAGAGCAAUUUUCUAAAUUGCAUUCUAACCAAUCUGGGGAGCAUGGAAAUGUUGAAUCAUGUAAUGAUGACCAAUUGCAUUUGGGGUUGAUUGCUGGGAAUAAUGGCAAUCAUGGAUCGAGCUAUCCCAAACAUAGAUCUUCCCGCAAAAUGUCUGUUCAUGUUGGUGAAUCUGAUAACUUGGAAGCACCGUCUGGAAAGUCUGUUCAGCUAGAUAAUGAACCAUCAAUUCCCGUGGUAAAAAAGUCCAGAAGAAACAAUAGGAGCACUUGCAUUCGUUCUACCACUGUGAGGAUAACACGAUCAUCCAGGAAUACUUGUCCUGUUCUGCAUUUUCCAGACCAGAAUUCAGAAGGAAAAUUGUCUCGUCAAAGUUCAGAUAAACAAGGUUCAAAGGACAAUGCGGUUAAUUGCAAUUCUACCAAGAUGAAUAGGAGGAUGAUAUCUACAAGCAUAACUGGACCUGAAGCAGCAAAGGAAAUCCAGCACUCUGGAGGAAACCAUGUUGCAGUUUCUUCACCAAUUGCAGAAAACUUAGCUGUGAAUGUUGCUACCAAUAAGUCACCAGAAGAGAAAUCAAGAUCUCUCGGUUCUCUAUGCACUACGCCAGUUAACUGUCCAACACCUAUAAAUGCAGCAUCACCUGUUUGUAUGGGUGAGGAAUAUUUUAAACAAUCCUGCAAGAAGAACUUGUCAAAAUCUUUGCUUAUCAAAGAACUCCGAAGUUUAAACCCAAUCGACCCGGAACCUAUUUCUCCUUCAAAAGAUAUGAGGAAGAGAAGGGAUUUGGCUGAUAUUAGAGUCUUGUUCAGCAACCACCUCGAUGAAGAUAUAAUUAAACAGCAGAAAAAGAUCUUGGCCCGCCUAGGCAUCUCUGAGGCAUCAUCUAUUUUAGCUGCAACACACUUUGUAACAGAUAAAUUUGUGCGUACUAGGAAUAUGUUGGAAGCAAUUGCUUCGGGCAAACCAGUUGUCACACAUUUAUGGCUUGAAAGCGUUGGACAGGUUAACAUUCACAUUGAUGAAGAAGCUUAUAUAUUGAGGGACAUCAAAAAGGAGAAAGAGUUUGGGUUUUGCAUGCCAGCUUCUUUAGCACGUGCAUGCAGGCGACCUUUAUUACAGGGCCGAAGAGUUUUAAUCACCCCAAAUACAAAGCCAAAUAAAGAAACAAUUGUGCAUUUGGUUGCAGUGCUCCAUGGUCAGGCCUUAGAGAGAAUUGGUAGGUCUGCUAUGAAGGAUGACAAAGUCCUGGAUGAUUUGUUGAUUCUAUCAUGUGAAGAAGAUUAUGCAAUUUGUGUUCCUUUUCUUGAAAAAGGGGCAGCAGUUUACAGUUCUGAGCUACUACUGAAUGGAAUAGUUACUCAAAAGCUGGAUUAUGAGAGGCAUCGUCUCUUUGCAGAUCAUGUUAGAAAAACACGCUCCACCAUAUGGCUAAGAAAGGAUAAUAAGUUCCUACCUGUGACAAAGCAUAAAUGAAGUUUUUGGCUUUAUUUUUUAUUUUCAACUUCCUAAGAAUUUUCUUCCCCUUUUUUAAUGUUAUGUUUUUUUUCCCUUAGGGACAUAAUCUUUGUUAGAUUUAGGAUUUUAGAACCCAGUGAUCAGUAUAUAUCAUAGGAUUAGUGUAGCUGUAUAUUGUAGUAUAAUCAUGAAACAGUAUUAUGAGUGGUUUGUACUAUAAUCAUACAUAUCGCUCUCUUUUACUAGUACCCUUUUGCUAUGA
Messenger RNA from Gossypium raimondii (Peruvian cotton), 4212 nucleotides. RefSeq lists its product as uncharacterized. The record is from RefSeq and is a predicted model, not a curated record. NCBI's taxonomy places the organism in Eukaryota, Viridiplantae, Streptophyta, Magnoliopsida, Malvales, Malvaceae. The coding region runs from base 321 to 3968 and encodes 1215 amino acids. The transcript is spliced from 9 exons.